This is a messenger RNA of Eleginops maclovinus (Patagonian blennie), 1466 nucleotides long. It is a transcript of the gene srgn, whose product is annotated as serglycin. The record is from RefSeq and is a predicted model, not a curated record. Bases 202 to 744 code for a protein of 180 amino acids. The transcript has 4 exons. Lineage: Eukaryota; Metazoa; Chordata; Actinopteri; Perciformes; Eleginopidae.
GCAAAAGUUUCCACUGAGGAUGUGCAGUCAUUUUCUGCACUAGAGUCUUCAGGAAACCAUGACGCACUCAGGGGGCUGAGCUCCUUUAGGGGAGUUCACACUUUACACUUAUUAUUCACCUCGAGCCCAAGAAGCUUCAUUUCGGGAAGGAGGCCCUUUGGAUUUGUUCUGUGUUUUUGUUAAAGAAGGACAAAGUUGAAGAUGAAACUGAUCCUGUUCUUCGUUAUCUCCUGCCUCGCCUUACAUAACGGAAACGGAGCACCCAGAACUGCAGUGUAUAAGUUUGUGAAAUGUAACCCAGAGGGCGACCAGGCCAACUGUGUGACCCAACGGGGUCCAGAAAUGUCCUGGACUCCAGAACUACCCAACAAACUGCCUGCUGCAAAUGCACAGGAUCUCGAGGCAGAGCCUGAGGAGGAUGAGAGUCCACCAAGUGAGGAGGAUGUGGAGAUAGUGACGGAAGAAAAUGUGGAAGGGUCGAUGACUUCUGAAGAAGGGGAGUCCCCUGUGUGGAUCGAGGAUGGCUCUGGAGCUUUUGAGGGUUCUGCAACUGAAGAUAUGCUGAUGGCAGACCUGGUGGCUGUUGAGAGUGACACAGGCUCCGGGGAGUCAUGGGCAGAGAAGGGCGAGGAUCUUAACAAAGGGAAGAGGGACAUGAGGCAGCUGUUCCCUAGCAGGUCUCUGGUUGGUGAGGCAAAACCAGCAGAGCAGGAGCUGACUGAGGACCACCUUCUGCAGCUCUAGACUCUACACCCACCAUAUACAUGAUGCUACUAUCUGUUUUUUUUCCAACCUGUCUAUUCAAAUACUAGAACAAAUAUUGCACCACCACCGCAUGGUUGCUGGGACAUUGACAAAGGCCAAAUAUAUAUUUUAUAUUCUCAGUGCUAUUGGUAGGAAUUACUCUCGUCAGGGGCAAAAGAACAAGUGUAAACAAUGAAAAAGUAGCUGCCAAAGUAAAAGAAUGGUCUGCAUAAAUGAGACAUAUACACACACUUGGAUUUAGCUUAACCUGUAUAUGCAUUUUCUGUGGAAAAGAUGAGUAAAUUGGAUUGUAGUUAUUACUAUAAAUUUGUAAUAUGCUUUUAUAAUGUGUAAUAUCAGUGCAAUAAGAUAAAGCCUAUGUCCGUCCUUUGCUCACUCUAUGCAGCUGUAGUUCCAUUUUGGAGCUAUGAGACAUGUUGUUUUAAGACAAACAAAGACUUAUUUAUAUAAUUGGAUUUCUUUGUCUGAAAUUAUUUGAAUACCUUCCUUACCCUGGAUGGUUAUGUAAAAUAUUGUUGGAAGUUAUUUUCCUGCAAAGUUGAAAAAAAGAAUCUUUUAAACCCAAACCCCUCAGGAACAUAUUCACGCAAUCGUAACCCCUGUGAGCUGAAACAUAUUCAAAAUAUGUAUGAUGCACAUGCAUGCAUUGCAACAUGCUCUGCGCUGUCUAAUUUGCAUUUGAAUAAAGGAUUUAUAACAAA